AUGACCAACGAAGACCGUUACUCCCCGACUUCCGAAACCUACGAAAGAAGCGAAGCCCUCGCCCUCUCCCUCGUAGAAAGAUGCCGAGAUCUCAUCAACGAACUAGACGCCUUCCGCGCCCUUCUCGAGAAAACCCAGCGUAACCCCCAACUAGUCGAGAUCCGAUCCCUACGCUCCAAUGUCGUCUCCGAACUACGGACUCUGGAGAAAGUGUCCGGGCAGAUACGCGCGCUUGCGGAUGCAGCAGUAGCAGCAGCAGACGGUGAAGAAGAAGAGCAGGAAGUUGAGCCGAGACUGAUGCAUGCGUUGCGGUCGACGAAUUUGCCGUUUUAUGAGACUGUUUGGCAGAUCGCUCGGAGGAGUUGUACCGGGUUGGUUGCGUUUGGGAAGAGGUUUUAUUGGGAUGGGGAUGGGGUAGUCGAGGAUGAGGGAAAGAAGAGGCCGAAUAAGGAUAAGCGGAAGAGUGUGUUUGUGGAUAUUGUGGCGGAUGAUGGGCUGGAGUGGGUGAAGGUUUCUACGAUCUCGGAGACGAGGCUUUUGUUUGAGAUGGCUAAGAAGGGGUGGGAGGCGGAUUCGGAUGCUGAAUCGGGGGAGGAGAGGACUGUUUUACGGAAUUUUGACGAUGAUGGUGGUUCGGAUGAUGAGGAUGAGGAUGAGAUUGAGUUGGUUAAGUUGGCGAGUGAUAUGAGGAAGGCUGCCAAUCGCACCAGGGUGAGGUAUAGGCAUCCUCGCCUAAGACUAGUGAUACCAAAGAUUGAAGAAGGCGAGAGCCGUGAGAUUGAUGAUUUAUUGAAGGUUUUACGAAACUAUGAUAUCACGGUGGAAUGUGGUGAGAGUGCACUGUCCUCCAGGGUGGGUGGUAACGACGACGAUGCCACGAGUGCAACUGCUGAAGGGCAUCUACACCAUCUUCUCCCCGCGCCAUUCAAGAGCUUCACUUCCACUUUGAACGUGGAUUGUACAUUGUUGCUCGCCCUGGUAUCGGAUGUCUCGCACUUUAAGAAUAUAGAGCCUUCGCCAGAGUAUCAUAGGGCCAUCAUCCGACAGCUCGAGUUCGAACGUGAGCGGCCACUGCUGGCCACAGAGCUGUGGCCAGCAAUGGAAGGACACGACUUAGUGUGCACCGACGAGGCCACAAGACGUAUGCGUGAGAUCGUGAAUACAAUUGGCACCGAAACCGAGAAGAGACGAACGGAAAUAUUAUUCGGCGACACUCCAUCCGAGAGUCGGGGCACCAAAUCUGUCAUUCAAGAGUUCCAGGAACUGUCUGAUUAUGAAAUACCACCACAAUUAACGAUGCCUGUUAAGACAGUCAAAGCUAAGUCUUUGAUCGAUUCAGCAAUAGAACAAGGCAAACUUCCUCCAGUCUUUCAGAAAGUGGCAGAAGUUCUGUCUAAUAUUAACCACAGCGUGUUCUUUUAUGGCUGGGUGACCGGAAUGACGACCAUAUCGAGCAAUCGCACUGUGGUUAAACAGAUCGAGACAAUCAUUGAACAGCAUAGGAAUGGUGACGAAGACUUGGAGGGGCCGCAGGUUUGGGUAUGCGAUACAGCCAGGAGCUUGAUUGGGAAAGAGAAAGGCCGGAAAAGCUAG
Aspergillus oryzae RIB40 is the source of this 1593-nucleotide messenger RNA. RefSeq lists its product as uncharacterized. The coding region runs from base 1 to 1593 and encodes 530 amino acids. The transcript has a single exon. The record is from RefSeq and is a predicted model, not a curated record. Lineage: Eukaryota; Fungi; Ascomycota; Eurotiomycetes; Eurotiales; Aspergillaceae.